CAUAAAUAUUACUAUGUGAUAACAUACCUAUUCAUAAAUAUGUGAAAUGGAAAGUUUGGGGCUGGUUCUCGACGCUGUUUCGCUCUUCGGCCGCCAGGGGUCGCUGCAGGGGAGUGAGUUCCUCUGUUCUGUGAUGUGUAGGGGGUCCAGUAUGGUCCAGUCACACAGACCUGCGUUUAGAAGAGCAGGAAAAACUUCAGCAGAGACGUGUCUUCUGAAAACGAGCUUUUCACACUGUUCUCAAGACUCGGAUCAGGAGCGGAGCACUUCUGGAAGCGCGCGAACAUGGACGAUCUAGACGCAUUGCUUGCAGAUCUUGAGUCUUCCACAGCCCAUAUCUCCAAGUGCCCAGUGUUUCUACCCGAGGAGACGCCAUAUUCCUUUCCCACUGGUGGACACCUCUUCCAGGAUGAAUCUCCUCCUCCGCCGCUGCCCCCUCCUCCCUCAGCGGAGGCCCUGAACGGAUCGCUGUCCCCGCAGCAGGACUCCCAACACUCCUCACAACAGUCUCUGGGCUCUGCUCAUAAAAGCACGUUGUCUCGGGACAGCAGUCCUCCAGCCUCGCAUACAGAAGAAGACCACGUUUAUAGUUUUCCUAACAAGCAGAAGCGUUCAGACUCUUCGGCCGCAGCUAUGACUUCUGCCCUGGGCAGCAACUUGUCUGAACUGGACCGCCUUCUUCUGGAACUCAAUGCUGUACAGCAAAAUGCCCCAUCUUACUCCACAACAGAAGAUGCUGCACCUCCAUUGCCGCCCUGCAGUGUUGCCCACUAUAUCCAGGAAAAUGGCGCCCACCCAGGCAUCGCACUGACACCGGCAGCCCAGGACAAGCCUCAGAGGAAUGGUACGAAGGGGACAGAAGAUGGCCGUUCCACUGUAGAAAGUCUUCUAAAUGAGUUGGAGAGCUCUGUGCCUUCCCAAACGCCAAACCCCUGUGCUCUGACGAGAGUAUUGACGGACGGACAGGUGGACACAGCUUCCGAGCAGCAGGGCAGAAUAUCAGCCACCUCCGCUACACGAGAACUAGAUGAGCUCAUGGCAUGCCUGUCAGAUUUUAAGCCAAGUUCACUGGGUUCCCUGAACUCUGAGUUAAUGUUUGAGCAAACUUCUACAGUCGCUGAAAUCCACCCUCCCCAUACAACUGCCGUGUCCAAAUCCCUGUCCCCUAAUUUUACCCAAUAUUAUCCAAGUCUCUCCCCUCUUUCAAACUUUGAUUUGCACAUUGUGGAGGAUUCUGGUGAACCGGGGGCUCCACCUCAACCAUCGAGUGUUGUCCCAAAGCCUUACUCUCAACUGUCUCCACCUGUAGCAUCCAGUCCUCGUUGUUCUCCAGUACCUGACCUGGGCUUGGAUUCUUCCAUUGAGGUUUCUGCUUCCCUGCUCUCCUCCCAGGUGGAGUCUCUAGUGGCUCUGUCUCAGACUGUAACCACGACUUCCACAUCUGGAGGUGGGGACAUGUGUAGUAUCAGGGAGAGAAGUCCUUCUGCCAAAUUGCCAAACACUGGGCUGAAGUCCUAUUUACCUAUUAUCAAGUCUCCUAGUCCAACAAGUGCCCCAGCGGUCAGCAGAUCCAAUGAAAGAGUUAGUCCAUUGUUGACACCAGCAUCUAUUCAUCUGUAUCUCUCUAGCUCUGAAGCAAAACCUAUGAGUCCAGUCCCAUCUCUUCCUAUAUCUCCUCUUCCUGCAGUCUCUGAAUCACCAUCUCUGUCUCUUCCCAAAGCUGUUUCAACCCCUCCAAUCCUGUACUCUUCUUCGUCUGUAGUGGUUCCCAAUUCCCCAAUCCCAAAACCAUUAUCGGGACAGUCUGAUUCAACUGUUUCUCUCAAACCCCUUCCUCCCACUUGGCUUGAAUCCGCAAAAUAUGAGCCAUCUCUUGAUGAUGCCUUGGAUAACCUUCUUGCCAUGAGCUUCAGCAGGCCUGAGAACGAGGCUCCAAUCACAGCAUCAACUGCCUCACAGCUUGCUUCAGAAGUGCAAUCAGAAGUUUACGAGGAGACAAGAGUUGCAGCCGAUCGCAGCAACAUUUAUCCUGACAUUCACACAGAAAGUGAAGUUGGGGAUGGGCUCUUGGAGGAUCAGUCGGACUGCAGGAGUGAUCUUGACUGGGCUGACAUGGAACUGAAGAUGGCCUAUGAAGGACCAGAUGGCUCCUUGACCCCCAUGACUGAGGCAAGCUGGAUGGAUGACUCCCUCACUCCGUCAUCUUGCCCUGGAACCCCAGAUGCCCAGAUGGACAUUCCCAUGCUCCAUAUGGCUGGCACGGUAGACAGGAUCUCAGCCUCUGGACAUAUCAAAUCAGUUAUUAGACGUACCAAGGAGAUUCAAAACGUCCACCCCAUGUACCGAGAUGGCCUGAUACGUAGGAAGAUGGGCCCCCUGAUUUUCCACAAGAGCAACUCCCAGGACCGGCUCAUUGAGGAACUGCAAGGCAAGCUGGGAAUUGCCCAUAAGAAUCGUCCAAAAAAGCAGCAGCCAGAUGAUUGGCUCACAGAAGGCGUCAUUGUCAUGUCCAACCCCAAGCGCUCACGGGAAGACCACAACAGGGAGGUGGAUAAGAUAAUCAUACCUCCAGAGUCUCCUCUUCCACAGAGGAAGGUGAUUCCACCUCCCCAGUCUCCCCCAAUCCCUCGCCCCCCUCCCCCUGCUGAAGAACCAAAGCGCCCCUCUCCGGUCAGAUUAGCUCCUGUCCCUGUACCUCCACCCCCACCACCUGCCCCUUCCCCACCUCUAAGAGAGCCCACGCCUCCUCCCCAGCCAACACCACCUCCAGUUCCAUCCAAGCCCCUGACCCCUGAACCUGUGGAGGUUCCAGCUCCUUCCCCAAAGCCCAACCCUGCACCCCAACCCACACCCCCACCACUUUCCCCUGUGGCACCACCCAAAGUGCUGGUGUCAGUUGGCUGCCAGACGGAGUAUGACCCACUCUUCCCUCCACUGCAGAUUAUGUCCCAGGGAAAGGGUCCGCAACCACAGGUUAAUAAACUGGACAACAUGCUGGGCAAUCUUCAGUCUGACCUCCACAAGCUGGGAGUGCAGACAGUUGCUAAGGGAGUGUGUGGCGCCUGCUGCAAACCCAUUGUUGGCCAGGUGGUAACUGCCAUGGGGCGCACAUGGCAUCCAGAGCAUUUUGUGUGCACGCACUGCCAGGAAGAGAUUGGUUCCAGAAACUUCUUUGAGAGGGAAGGACAGCCAUACUGCGAGAGAGAUUACCAUCAUUUAUUCUCUCCGCGCUGCUUCUACUGUAACGGACCCAUACUGGAUAAAGUGGUGACAGCGUUAGAUCAAACAUGGCAUCCUGAGCACUUUUUCUGUGCUCAGUGUGGGGCGUUCUUCGGUCCUGAAGGAUUUCAUGAGAAGGAUGGAAAGGCGUACUGUCGUAAAGACUACUUCGACCUCUUUGCUCCUAAAUGUGGAGGCUGCGCUCGUGCCAUCCUGGAGAAUUACAUCUCUGCCCUGAGUGCCCUCUGGCAUCCUGAGUGUUUUGUGUGCAGGGAGUGCUUCACACCCUUCAUCAACGGCAGUUUCUUCGAGCACGACGGUCAGCCGUACUGCGAGGUUCAUUAUCACGCCCGCCGCGGGUCGCUGUGUUCCGGCUGUCAGAAACCCAUCACGGGCCGCUGCAUCACAGCCAUGGGCAAGAAGUUUCACCCUGAGCAUUUUGUCUGUGCCUUCUGCCUCAAGCAGCUCAAUAAGGGCACCUUCAAAGAGCAGAACGACAAGCCUUACUGCCAGGGCUGCUUCAUCAAGCUCUUCAGCUAGAAAGAUGUCUGACUGACUGACUGAGUGUGUGUGUGUGUGUGAGUCUGCAUAUUGUAUUGUUUGCCUCUCUUGUGUGUAUGUUUAUAUUUGAUAAUCAGGUUCUUGACGUCCCCACAUGUCAUUGCUGGUCAGAUUAAAACGUUUGUGCCAAUAGUACGUGCUCUCAAAAGCCAGGUUGUUUUUAGAGGAAAGUUUAGCUGAGACCGUUGAGUUCUUUUUAGAGAAAGUGUGUGAAUGUGUUCUGCUCACUGGAUGAGCUGGAGACACUGUUUGAUGAUGAGAACAGUUCAGGAGGGAUGAUGGGAAAUAUGUGCAGUGUGAACGUAUGAGACACAAUCAGUAGAGGUAAAUGAAAACAGCUAAACGAGUGACUGGAAGUCACAAAUGAAUAACCAACUGGAGCCAUUCAUUACUGCUGACUUUCAUGAAUUAAUCCAGGUCAUAUAUCAAUCUGAAAGAUAAGAAAUUAUAUUUUUCAAUAAAAACAUUUAAGCCAUUUUAAGAAUAUAUAUAU
Carassius auratus (goldfish) is the source of this 4273-nucleotide messenger RNA. RefSeq names its product paxillin-like. The transcript is spliced from 14 exons. Lineage: Eukaryota; Metazoa; Chordata; Actinopteri; Cypriniformes; Cyprinidae. The record is from RefSeq and is a predicted model, not a curated record. Bases 286 to 3759 code for a protein of 1157 amino acids. Gene Ontology annotation, biological process: transforming growth factor beta receptor signaling pathway; endothelial cell migration; substrate adhesion-dependent cell spreading.